This is a messenger RNA of Camellia sinensis, 2346 nucleotides long. Lineage: Eukaryota; Viridiplantae; Streptophyta; Magnoliopsida; Ericales; Theaceae. The record is from RefSeq and is a predicted model, not a curated record.
AUCCUAUCAAGAUCCUAUCCUGGUUUCUGUUGACUGGAUCUUUAUCCAUUUCAAGAUCCUAUCCUGGUUUGAGAGGCAUGAGAUCCUCUGUUGACUAAUUUGAGGAUCUUUAUUCAUUUCAGGAUCCUAUCCUGGUUUGAGAGUCAUACCCUCGUCUCUCUCCAUUCAUUUCAAAUUUCAACCAUGUUCCCCUGAUUUUUCUCUCUUCUCCCUCCAUCCUUCGUGGGAAGGAACCUCUGACAUUCUCUCUCUCUCUCUUCAUUUCUAAUGUAAUCUCUCUCUCCUGGUUGUUGCUGGACCAUUGAGAUUUUUGCCAGAGUUCUCGAUCGAGCUGUCAUCUGCGUUCUUCUUUCCAUCGUCACGCCAUCAUAUCGAUUAUAUACACACAUCAUAUUCAUAUAUACACAUGUACAUUCAAUUUCCUUGUUUGAUCCAAUCAUUCAACUACGAUCCUGUAAAUUUCACGGUUUUGAUUCACAUUUCGUCAUGUGGAUUGUCGAAUUUGAAUUCUUAGCAAUUAAUUUGUUUGACGCAAUUUGAUUUGAGAAAUCAGAGUCGAGAGAGAAUGGAGAUAGCUGUUCAGUUGACACGGGUAAUCUCCCGGCAAUUCUCGACAGGUUCGGUGAGGAUGAGCGGGAGAUUCAGCUUCAAGCGGCAGAAUUCUCUCGAUCCAAGGCGCAACAACCGGCGAUUUAGCUUCGGACGCCAGUCCUCGCUUGAUCCGAUUUGUCGUAGUGCCGCUCAAGAUGAGCUCUCUGUGCCUGAAAACCUCGACUCUACGAUGCAGUUAUUGUUCAUGGCCUGUAGAGGUGACGUGAAGGGAGUCCAGGAUUUGCUGGACGAUGGCAUUGAUGUAAAUAGCAUUGACUUGGAUGGGAGGACUGCUUUGCACAUUGCCGCCUGCGAAGGCCACCUCGAGGUUGUGAAGCUCUUGGUCAAUCGGAGGGUCAAUAUUAAUGCUCGUGAUCGCUGGGGCAGUACGGCGGCUGCUGAUGCGAAAUACUAUGGAAAUGUAGAAGUUUAUAAUACUUUGAAGGCCCAUGGAACUAAAAUUCCGAAAUUUAGAAAGACACCAAUGGCUGUUGCAAAUCCUCGAGAAGUUCCUGAGUAUGAACUCAAUCCAUUAGAGCUUCAAAUUCGCAGAAGUGAUGGUAUCACAAAGGGGACAUAUCAAGUGGCUAAAUGGAAUGGCACAAAAGUUGCUGUAAAGAUACUGGAUAAGGACAGUCAUUCAGACCCUGCAAGCAUAAAUGCUUUCAAACAUGAGUUAACUUUGUUAGAGAAGGUCCGGCAUCCUAAUGUGGUUCAGUUUGUUGGAGCUGUCACCCAGAAUUUACCAAUGAUGAUUGUUUCAGAGUAUCAUUCAAAAGGUGACUUGGGGAACUAUCUUCAAAAGAAAGGGCGUCUAUCCCCAUCUAGAGCUCUAAAAUUUGCUCUAGACAUUGCGAGGGGCAUGAAUUAUCUUCAUGAAUGUAAACCGGACCCAAUUUUCCACUGCGAUUUAAAGCCCAAAAAUAUUUUGCUGGACUCUGGAGGUCUGUUGAAGGUAUCUGGAUUUGGUUUGAUAAGCUUGUCUAAAGUGUCACCUGGUAGGGCAAAACUGUUGCAGCCUGAUGCUCAAAUUGAUUGUUCAAGUUUAUAUGUGGCACCCGAGGUUUAUAAAAAUGAAAUAUUUGACAGAAGUGUGGAUGCAUACUCUUUCGGUCUCAUUCUUUAUGAGAUGGUGGAGGGAGUCCAACCAUUCCACCCCAGGUCCCCAGAAGAUGCUGCUAAAUUGAUGUGUUUGGAAGGAAAGAGACCAACAUUCAAGACAAAAUCUAAAUACUAUCCUCCAGAUCUGAAAGACAUCUUCUGUUGAGAUGUGGGUUCGUUAUAUUUUAAACAACUCCAACAACAUAUUAGGGAACCAGAUGUCUUGGGUUUGACUCUCCCCAGGCUUAUCUGGUCACCAUGGUUAAUAGGUGAGUGCAUGCAUCUGUAAAGAUUAGCUGCUACAAGUCUAAACUUAUAACCAAAAAAGGAAUUAAGAGUGACUAGGUCCGUUGCAUUUCUUUUUGCCACAUGAUCAUCAAUAUAUGGGAUGAUGAUAUUUGUUACGAUCAAUGUGGGCAAAUCAGAUUGGUGAUUCUUUAUAACACUGGGAUGGCCUUUUGCAUUGCCUUUCGUCGAAGGGUCUGUUUGAUAACCAUCAUUCUCCCUUUAUUGAAUUUUUCCAAGUUCAACAUAAUCAAAAGGGAAUUUGUACCAAGUCAUAAUUCAGUGUUUUGUUUCCCUUUUUUUCCCCUUAUUUUGGUAAACUUGAAUGGUGCCAAGUUGUAAAUCAAAUUGUUACUUUUCUUGAAUUGU